This is a messenger RNA of Chlamydomonas reinhardtii, 2012 nucleotides long. RefSeq lists its product as uncharacterized. The record is from RefSeq and is a predicted model, not a curated record. The coding region runs from base 105 to 1868 and encodes 587 amino acids. The transcript has 5 exons. NCBI's taxonomy places the organism in Eukaryota, Viridiplantae, Chlorophyta, Chlorophyceae, Chlamydomonadales, Chlamydomonadaceae.
CUAAGGGGGGAACCGAGAGCUCCCGCACAAAUUUGCCCAAAGGAAUUUAACACGCCGCUCCCGACACUGGCGAGUGACACCACAGUUUUCUUACUUUGGUACACAUGUCGAAAGGCGUGCCCAUCUCUCAGCGACCCGAGCUGGCGGGAGCCCCGCUGCAGUCCCGGUUAGAUGCCGUCUUUGGCGCGCUCGGCGGACUAGCGCCAGCCCAAGCCUCUGUCCCUGUGCAAGAAGCGCCGGCAUGGUCGCUGCGCUCAGAGGUGCAGCCUUUCCGCUCGGGGCAGGGAAUCGAGGACUAUAAGUAUAGCUCCGAUGAGGAGGAGGACGAACGCGAGGGACUCAAGCCGGUCAUGCCCAGUCGGCUAGUCGACUCCGACGAAGAGGAGGACGCUGGGGGGUGUGCGGGGCGGAAGCCAGGUGCGCCGACAGCGGACCCGGACGCGGAUGAUGGGGGUGUUGCGGCGGAGCAGCGCGCGGCGCGUGAGAAGGAGCGGCUACGAGCAUCCCUGGCCUCUCGCCGGGCCUUUGAGGCCGAGGCGGAGGAAGAUGAGUACGACCGCUUUGCCACCGGCACCUACAGCCUGCGCAGCCGGGGAGCGGAAGACAAGCCGCCUGGCUUUACGGAGGUGCCUCUCGAGAGCGCUUGGGAGCGCAUGCACGCCCGACUGGAGCAGCAGCGACAGCAGCAGGCGGGCCAGCCGCAGGUGGCCGACAGCGGCGAGGCUAUCGCUGCACCCACGGACAUGGAGCAGGAUGCGCCGGCGCCGGCGCCAGCGCCGACCACCAAGGGCGGCGGGGACGCGGGCGAAGACGCAGUUGCGGAGGCUAGCGGUGCUGCAACCGCAGUGCGCAAGAGGACACGUGGAGGCGACGGGCUGAACGCCGGGGCCCGGCUGUUUCAGGCCGCGGCAGCGGCGGCGGGCGCGCGACGGGGUGCGGCCGCGGAUGGAGGCGCUGGGGAAGCAGGGAAGGAGGGCGGUGCUGGCGCAGCUGAUGCGUCGCCGAGUGGGCGGACGGCAGGGGUGUCGCCGGUGAUGGAGGUGGAGGCGGCGGCCAAGCCGCGGCAGCGUGGCGGGCGGCGCGUGCAGUGGGCGGACUCAGGGGCACCCGAUUGGCCUGAGGAUGCAGGGGACGGCGGCGGCGACGACGGCGGCGGUGGCGGCCGCGGGAGGGGCGGCCGCGGCCGCGGCGGGCGGUUGCGACUGGACUGGCUGCGACGCGGCUUUGUGCCGGACCAUGUGCGCAACCCGCACAAGUACACUGUAUACACGUUUGACGAGCCCAUAACGGUGGGCGGCGGCGAGCGCGGCAACGGCCGCAACGGCCACCGUGGAGAUGGUGGCGGCCGCCGGCGUGGCGGCGCCGCCACGGACGCCGCUGACGCGGUGGAAAUGCGACAGGCGCUGGCUGACACCCGGAGUGCGCUGGCGGCCUCUGACGCGGCGGAGCACGACCCAGAGCGCGUGGAGACAACCUUCGGCAGCGGCAUCGCCUUCCGGCCGCGCACACAGCGGCAGCAGCAGCAGCAGCAGCAGCAGCAGCAGCAGCAGCAGGAUAAGCAGGAUGGGGACGGCAAGGAGGCGGCAGCCCAGGAGGAGGGCAAGGAGAAGGCGGGCGAAAGGCGGCCAGGAAGAGGGGCAGUGGCGGCGGCGGCAGCAGCAGCGGCUACUGGCGUGCUGCGCGGGGCGGCUUUCGCGGAUCCAGACGCGGAUGUGGGCGCGGACGCUGAUGCAGGGGUUGCGGGAGGGGCGGGGUCCGGGAGGAGCGGCGGCUUGGCGGUGCGGGGCGGCGGGCGGCGGCACCUGCGAGCGCGCCGCGCGACUGAGGAGGACGAUGGGCCUGGGACAGACACGAUGCAGGAGAGCUGAGGACUGGGGUAUUGUGCAGAUGGGAAGAGAGGUGCAGGUACUGCAGGGGUUGUCCGGGGACCAGAGUUACGGUGGUGCCGGUUGGUCGGCACAGCAGGUGCAUCGGCCGUCACGGGCGUCGUCACGGUGUAACGCUUGGAUGCA